This is a messenger RNA of Penicillium pulvis, 630 nucleotides long. RefSeq lists its product as uncharacterized. The transcript has a single exon. The record is from RefSeq and is a predicted model, not a curated record. Bases 1 to 630 code for a protein of 209 amino acids. NCBI's taxonomy places the organism in Eukaryota, Fungi, Ascomycota, Eurotiomycetes, Eurotiales, Aspergillaceae.
AUGGCCCAAAAAUCAAAAAAGAUCAAGAACAAGCCGAGGCCUCCGCCGGCUCCAGGCUCCGUCCGCGAGGAUCCUCAACAUGAAGCGCCUGCAGAGGAUGCCCCUGUAGAGGACCCUGCUGGACAGGACGAUUCUACACCUGGGGAUCCUCCGUCUGAGAGUCCUCCACUCGAGGAGCAACCUGCUCCCUCUGAGAAGGAGGAUACUCCAUCCGGACAGGAGAAUCCCACACCUGCAGAGCAGAUCCCUACCCCAGGGCAACAAGAGUCUCCGGCUGGGCAGCCAGACCCUCCAUCUGAGAAGCAAGAUUCUCCAACCGAGCAGCAGAAUCCAAUUGGGCAGGAUACUCCAGAGCAAACCCUCGCUAACUCUCCUCCGCCACCUAGUGCUCCUACCACGGACGCCCGCCCCCAAGGCGGCCGCAAGGGCAAGGCCGAAGAUGAAGUGACUGGCAAGGUCGGCGAGCUUGCCGAUACCGUUCCUAACGCUGGCCUCGUGAUUCCCGGUGCUCCCCAGCAGGAGGAUGAUAAGAGCAGCUUGAAGAUCAAGAUCCACCUCAACAUCCACGCCAAGGUUCGCCUCGAGCUUGAUGCCCAGAUCUACGGUGAUGUUGUUAUUGGUCUGCUGUAA